AUGGCCGGGCCGGACCGGCCCGACCGGCUGUGUCUGUCCCGGCUGGUCCCCCCGGGCCCCGGGGACGCCCCCCGCGCCGAGCUGGUGGCGCUGACGGCCGUGCAGACGGAGCGGGGCGAGGCCGGGGGCGGCCCGCAGAGGGUGGGCCUCCUGGGCACCCCGCCGCCCCCUCCGCCCGGCCCCGGCUCCGGCCCCGGCCCCGGCCCCGGCUCCGGCCCCGGCCCCGGCUCCGGCCCCGGCCCCGGCUCCGGCCCCGGCUCCGGCUCCGGCUCCGGCUCCGGGCAGCGCAGCUCGGCCGCCCACAAGCGCUACCGCCGCCUGCAGAACUGCCUGUACAACGUGCUCGAGCGGCCCCGCGGCUGGGCUUUCGUGUACCACGUCUUCAUAUUCCUGCUGGUCUUCAGCUGUCUGGUGCUGUCUGUGCUUUCUACCAUCCAAGAGCAUCAGGAGUUUGCCAACGAAUGUCUGCUGAUCUUGGAAUUUGUGAUGAUCGUGGUGUUCGGUCUGGAGUACAUCAUCCGGAUAUGGGCCGCUGGCUGCUGCUGCCGCUACCGGGGCUGGCAAGGCCGCUUCCGCUUUGCUCGGAAACCCUUCUGCGUCAUAGACUUCAUCGUCUUCAUCGCCUCGCUGGCGGUCAUCGCGGCCGGCACGCAGGGCAACAUCUUCGCCACCUCGGCUCUGCGGAGCAUGCGCUUCCUGCAGAUCCUGCGCAUGGUGCGGAUGGACCGGCGCGGGGGCACCUGGAAGCUACUGGGCUCCGUGGUGUAUGCGCACAGCAAGGAGCUGAUCACGGCAUGGUACAUCGGCUUCCUGGUGCUCAUCUUCGCCUCGUUCCUCGUUUACCUGGCGGAGAAGGACGCCAACACCGAGUUCUCCUCAUACGCUGACUCGCUCUGGUGGGGUACAAUCACUCUCACCACCAUUGGCUACGGCGACAAGACCCCGCAGACCUGGCUGGGACGGGUGCUGGCGGCUGGCUUCGCCCUGCUGGGCAUCUCCUUCUUCGCCUUGCCCGCCGGUAUCCUGGGGUCCGGCUUUGCCUUGAAGGUGCAAGAGCAGCACCGACAGAAGCACUUCGAGAAGCGGAGGACGCCUGCGGCCAACCUCAUCCAGGCUGCCUGGCGCCUGUACUCGACAGACAUGAGCCGGUCCUAUCUGACUGCCACCUGGUACUACUACGACAGUAUCCUCCCAUCUUUCAGAGAGCUGGUCCUUAUCUUUGAGCACAUGCACCGCGCCCGCAACGGGGGGCUCCGGAGCGUGGAGGUGAGGGAGCUGCCCGAUGGACCGCCGGCCCGUUAUCCGACAUUCACCUCCUGCCACCGCGCAGGCAGCUCCGCCUAUUGCCCCGGGGAAAGCAAUAAAAUGGGCAUCAAAGACCGGAUUCGCCUGAACAGCUCCCAACGGCAGGGCAGCCGUGGAAAGCAGCACCUGGCCCCACCCCUCCGCGCCUCACCCAGCAAUGAGAACGUGAAUGAGGCCUCCAGCCCUACCAAGGUCCAGAAGAGCUGGAGCUUCAAUGACCGGACCAGGUUCCGGGCCUCUCUGAGGCUCAAGUCCCGGGCCUCUGCAGAGGUGGACGGUCCUGUGGAGGAGAACCCCGAGGAGAAGAGCUACCAAUGCGAGCUGACCGUCGAUGACAUCAUGCCCGCCAUCAAGACCCUCAUCCGCUCCGUCCGUAUCCUCAAGUUCCUGGUGGCGAAACGUAAGUUCAAGGAGACGCUGAGGCCAUACGAUGUGAAGGACGUCAUCGAGCAGUAUUCGGCUGGACAUCUGGACAUGCUGGGCAGGAUCAAGAGCCUCCAGGCACGCGUGGAUCAGAUCGUGGGCCGGGGCGGCAUGGCCGUGGAUAAGAAGACCCGAGAGAAGGGUGACAAGGGAUCUGUCGAAGCCGAGACAGUAGAUGAGGUCAGCAUGAUGGGGCGAGUUUUCAAGGUGGAGAAACAGGUACAGUCCAUCGAGCACAAGCUGGACCUCCUGCUGGGCUUCUACUCCCAGUGCCUGCGGAAGGGCUCGAUCAACUCGGUCAGCUUGGGGGCCGUGCAGAUCCCGCUGUUUGACCCUGACAUCACCUCUGACUACCACAGCCCCGUGGAGCAUGAGGACAUCUCCGUGUCCGCCCAGACGCUCAACAUCUCCCGCUCGGCCAGCGCCAACAUGGACUGAGCGGCCGCGUCCCGCUCUCCAUCCCCCAAGGGGCCGGGGGCAGCACCUCCUUGGGAUGAGAGACUAGAAUAGUCGUCCCCCUCGUCCCCUCCCCCCAAUCCUCACUCUGGUUUUACUUGAACGUGUCAUCCUUAGGGGAACGAAGAACACACGCAGUAUUGGGCCGUGCCCACCCCGGGCACCCACUCCCAGCCCGGGUGGCUUACAGCUGCGGGCAGCCGAGUGCCCGGGCCGGGACUCCAAGACGUUGCUCAGCGGUGGGCACCCCCUCUUCCCCCCCUCCCCCCCGCCUAGCCCACCACUGGAAAAAGGGCAUGGGCAGGGGGUGGCGAGGGCGGCGGGCGGUGCCCCACUCCCGCCUCUCCCUUUGCCAAGGGGCCGGCUCCCCAGACCUUAAUUCCCGGGCAUCUAUGCCUCCUGCCCAAGACACUGGACUCUUGCCGCCACCCGCCAAGACGGGAGAGGUGGGGGUCGGGGAGGUCGGGAUCCCCUUAAACUAAUCCCCUCUGCAGCCAUAGGACCCGUGGGCUGCCCGGGGCCAUGAGCCUAGAUCUUACCCAACAGCUAUGCAAGGUUCGAUCUCUAGUUUCCCCUCCUCUGCCUGGCAGAACAAGGGGGCAUUUUGCGUUUCA
Ornithorhynchus anatinus (platypus) is the source of this 2798-nucleotide messenger RNA. RefSeq names its product potassium voltage-gated channel subfamily Q member 4 (gene KCNQ4). Gene Ontology annotation, molecular function: voltage-gated potassium channel activity. The record is from RefSeq and is a predicted model, not a curated record. Gene Ontology annotation, cellular component: membrane. NCBI's taxonomy places the organism in Eukaryota, Metazoa, Chordata, Mammalia, Monotremata, Ornithorhynchidae. The transcript has 14 exons. Gene Ontology annotation, biological process: transmembrane transport; potassium ion transport. The coding region runs from base 1 to 2166 and encodes 721 amino acids.